Molecule: messenger RNA, 968 nt
Organism: Phragmites australis (common reed)
Lineage: Eukaryota; Viridiplantae; Streptophyta; Magnoliopsida; Poales; Poaceae
Product: probable E3 ubiquitin-protein ligase XERICO
Exons: 1
Coding region: 169-666 (165 amino acids)
Molecular function (GO): zinc ion binding
Source: RefSeq, a predicted model, not a curated record
UCCUUCCAAUGAAAUCCACUGCCAUCCCCAUUUCUCGCAUCGCAGCCACCUCCCCCGAAAACCCCCUAAUUGCAAUCGGGUCCAGUUCGCCCCCAAAUCCGCCAAGAGCUCCGCAAUUAACCGAGGAAUUCCACGGAUCAGCCGCCGCCCUGACCGUCCACGGUGAAGAUGGGAAUCUCCAGCAUGCCGGCGCCCAAGGACAGCCUGCUGGCCUACGUCCUGUACAACACGGCGGUGUCAGUCGCGACCCUGGCGGGCCUGGUGCGGGCGGCGCUGGUGUUCCUGGGCCUAGCCGUGCCGGCGCCGUGGGAGGACGGCAGCGACGACCACCACCAGCAGCAGCAGCAGCUCACGGCGAUCGCGGCCGCGGCCGCCACGGCUGGGCCGACCCUUGCCGAGAGGUUCCGGAGCAGGUUCCGGCCGUCACGGUUCGGGCGGCGCCGCGCCGGCGGCGGGGCCUCGGCCGACUGCCGCGUGUGCCUCGCCCGGUUCGAGCCGGAGUCGAUGGUGAACCGGCUCCCCUGCGGCCACCUCUUCCACCGCGCCUGCCUCGAGACCUGGCUCGACUACGACCACACCACCUGCCCGCUCUGCCGCCUCCGCCUCCUCCCCGCCGCCGACGACGCCCCCUCGUCGGCGCCCGCCCCCCGCCUCGCCCGGAUUUAGAUUGAGAGAUCUCCUGCCACCGGGUCAGAUCGGUGUGGCCCUGCCGUGUGCGCGUAGGAAUUUGGGAGGCUUAUUUAGCUCUAGUGCUCCCAAAUAGUAGCGCCCUUUUUUCCCUACCAUUUCGUGCCCUUUUUUCCUUUCUUUUUUUCUUUGCUCGUGUUUGCUGAUGUAUCUUGUAAAUAUUCGCAGAGUGCUCCGAGCGAUGUGUAGCACUUGAACUGCUGUGCACAGGCUUUUCGAAAGUGAAGAGAUGAGAAGAAAAGAAAACAUGAUGGAAAAAACGCCGAUCCUUUUUCUUUUUC